Messenger RNA from Neoarthrinium moseri, 1008 nucleotides. RefSeq lists its product as uncharacterized. The record is from RefSeq and is a predicted model, not a curated record. The transcript has a single exon. Gene Ontology annotation, molecular function: hydrolase activity, hydrolyzing O-glycosyl compounds. Gene Ontology annotation, biological process: carbohydrate metabolic process. NCBI's taxonomy places the organism in Eukaryota, Fungi, Ascomycota, Sordariomycetes, Amphisphaeriales, Apiosporaceae. The coding region runs from base 1 to 1008 and encodes 335 amino acids.
AUGAUAGCGGGUCUUCAUCAAGUGGUAGCCAUUUGGCUACUCGCUUCGUCAGCGUUGGCAGCUCCAGCGCCAGCGGGUGGACGUCUCUGGAAACGCGCCGGCAACCCGGAAUUUCAGAAAGACUUCCCAGAUCCUUCGAUUAUGCAGGAUUCGGACGGGAUGUGGUACUCCUUUGCCACGGCCGGCAAUGGCAAGCAAGUACAGGUCGCCAAGGCGUCGAACCCAAGGGGGCCCUGGGAAUAUCUCGACAACGACCUGUUGCCCAACGCUGGAUCGUGGACGACGAGUAAGAAUACAUGGGCGCCUGACGUGCGGCUCUUGUCUGACGGUUCUUAUGUCAUGUACUACUCUGGUGAGGUGAAAAGCAACACGGCGCACCAUUGUGUUGGUACGGCCACCUCGAGGGCGAUGCUGGGCCCUUACACACCCUCUGAUGAGCCAUUCGACUGUAACCUGAGCAUUGGCGGCUCCAUUGAUCCUUCCGGCUUCCAGGAUGAAGAUGGGAAACGUUACGUCGUGUACAAGAUUGAUGGGAACAGCAUUGGACAUGGUGGGUCCUGCAACAACGGAGUAGCACCUUUCAUUGCCACCCCAAUUUUGCUCCAGGAGGUCAAGGAGGAUGGCGUUACCAAAGUCGGUAGUCCAAUCCAAAUCCUGGAUCGCUCGGAUGCAGACGGUCCGCUGGUAGAAGCACCUACGAUCCUCCGGAACCCGGACGGGAUGUACGUCCUCUUCUUCAGUUCUGGAUGCUUCACUGAGCCGACGUAUAACGUAAACUAUGCACUUGCCAAGAGUGUGCGAGGACCGUACAGCAAGAGCUCGACCCCAUUAGUGACGACUGACGACGCGUUCGGGUUGACGGCACCGGGAGGCGCAACACCAGUCGUUGAUGGGAGUGGUAUCGUCUUCCAUGCCGAUUGCGCCGAGGGCCGCUGUUUGUUCGAAAACAAAAUCGGCAUUCAAGGCCAGAAGGUUGUUCUGGAUGGCGUUGAUGGGAUAGGCAUGUGA